AUGAGCACCAAUUUGGACACUUGGCAAAUUUUUGUAGAUGGAGCAUCGAACUCGUCGGGCUCGGGUGUAGGGGUCAUCAUCAUCAAUCCUGACAAACAUACGGAGAUUCAAUGCGCUCUUAGGUUCGAGUUUGAAGUAACCAAUAACGAGGCCGAGUAUGAGACCGUCGUUAUUGCUCUGGAGCUAGCCCUUAGCCUUGAGCUCGAGUUCGUGAAGGUAUUCAGCGAUUCACAACUGGUGGUCGGACAGAUUGAAGGAUCAUUCGAAAGGAAAGACGAGAAAAUGAGUUUGUACUACAUGAAGGUUCAGGAUCUUCAACGAAAAUUCAAGAGUUGUGAAAUUGCAAAAAUUGCUCGAAAAGACAACGAAAAAGCCGAUGCAUUAUCUAGGCUUGUGUUCAUGGGGAUAGAGAGCCUGGAUAGAACAGUUCACAUGAAAGUCAUCACAGAACCCAGCAUCAAUCAAAUCCCCAACGUCAUGGGCAUUGACAACGAACCAUCCUGGAUGGACCUAAUCAUAGAAUUCAUCACAAAUGGAAAUCUACCAAGCGAUGCCAGGUGCCUUAGACUAUCAAAACCAUCCCAGGCCCUUUUCGAAGUUCAUGAAGGUGUGUGCAGGAAUCAUCAAGGAGCCAGGGCCCUGGCCUUUAAACUCAUACGAUAUGGGUACUAUUGGCCAACUAUGAAGAAAGACGUCUCAGAAUAUGUUAAGAGAUGUGAUAGGUGCCAGAGGUUUGCAGUAGAGUAUUUUACAAGAUGGGUAGAGGCCGAACCUCUCGCAACGAUAUCGGAGCCCAAGCUAAGAACCUUCACUUGGAGGUCUAUCAUUUGCAGGUUUGGGAUACCGAAAGUCCUCAUCACCGACAAUGGCAGGCAAUUUGACAAUCAACAGUUUAGGGGCUUUUGCUCAAACCUUGGGAUUGAUCACCGUCUGGCCUCAGUUUCGCAUCCUCAGAGAAAUGGUCUGGUCGAGGUAACAAAUCGAAUCAUAUUACAAGACCUCCGAACAAGAAUUAGUAAUGCUAGGGAUUCUUGGUCCGAUGAGCUGCCUUCUAUACUAUGGACGUAUAGAACAACUCAUAGGACAACCACAGGAGAAACCCCUUUUAUGUUAGCCUAUGGCAUUGAAGCAAUGGUCCCGGUGGAAAUUAGACUGCCAAGCCAUAGGAGGCUCGAGCCAGAAACCUCGAGGCAUACAACUGAACACCUUGAUCUCUUGGAAGAAGUACAGGAGCAAACCGAUAUAAAGGUGACCUCUUACCAAACUAGACAGCCAAACAUUUUAAUAACAAAGUCAAGACUCGAGGUUCAGAGCUGGCGACUUAGUCUUGAGGAGGGCCGAAGCAGUAGGUCACUCCCCAGGGAAGGUCGGGCCCAUUUGGGAAGGACCCUUUGA
This is a messenger RNA of Olea europaea var. sylvestris, 1395 nucleotides long. RefSeq lists its product as uncharacterized. Gene Ontology annotation, biological process: DNA integration. Bases 1 to 1395 code for a protein of 464 amino acids. The record is from RefSeq and is a predicted model, not a curated record. Lineage: Eukaryota; Viridiplantae; Streptophyta; Magnoliopsida; Lamiales; Oleaceae. The transcript has 3 exons. Gene Ontology annotation, molecular function: nucleic acid binding; RNA-DNA hybrid ribonuclease activity.